Messenger RNA from Episyrphus balteatus (marmalade hoverfly), 4969 nucleotides. Its product is annotated as inner centromere protein A-like. Gene Ontology annotation, cellular component: nucleus. Gene Ontology annotation, biological process: chromatin remodeling. The transcript has 11 exons. Bases 651 to 4556 code for a protein of 1301 amino acids. NCBI's taxonomy places the organism in Eukaryota, Metazoa, Arthropoda, Insecta, Diptera, Syrphidae. Gene Ontology annotation, molecular function: histone H3K9 demethylase activity; histone H3K36 demethylase activity. The record is from RefSeq and is a predicted model, not a curated record.
GAUUGAAAAGUGGUGUGCGGUCAAAUCCUCGCUUGUGUUAAUAGUUUUUUUUUUCUCUCUAGUAAAUUCAAAACUUACUACAUUUGGAUUGAAAACAUUAAAUAAUAAUACAAACAAUUAAACUACAAGAAAAUAAGUGAUUUGCUUAUUGAUUUUCAGCCAAAUGAACUUGGUUUAAUAGUGUAGUGACUAGUGAAGGUUUAUACAACUAUACCACCAUUUUGUUUUCAAUUCCUCACCCCAAAACCAAAUUAUUAUUUUAUAUGUAGCUGUAGACUGUAUUUGGACUCUUUGUAUUCGUUCCCAUCUAAUUUAAACCGUAAAAGAAAAAAAACAUAUUAAUUGAAGGACUUAACAUCUUUUUUUAUGGAAAAAAUGAAACUUAAACAACUUUUGUUUGUGAAAAUAUUAAAACCUGUACGAUUGAGUUCGGGAACAAGUAGUGUUAAUUUAAUAUAAUUUUCUGUGCAGUAAUUGUGUACCUCGUAUUGUUAAUCAAAGGUAUAAUGUAUCUAUUGUGAGUUAACCAUAUUAGUGUUUGCUGUCGCCGUUUGUCACGUACACCUUUUUACCCAAAAAAAAAAGGAAUAUUGUAAAAUUAGUGAAUUGUAUAUUAACUGGAUAAAAAAAAAAUAACAAUAACAAAUAAAAUGGCUUUAACUGGAGGAUCAGAUUCAAAAAUAGCACGCAUUAUGGUCUUUAGACCAACCUGGGAGGAGUUUAAAGAUUUUCCCAAGUAUAUAGCUUACAUGGAAUCUCAGGGUGCACACAAAGCUGGGCUUGCCAAAGUUGUACCCCCUCCUGAGUGGGUACCAAGAAAAAGUGGCUAUGAAGAUUUGGAUGCCCUCAACAUAACCAUACCUGCGCCCAUAUGUCAAGUUGUAACUGGCAAACAGGGACUCUAUCAACAAAUAAAUAUUCAAAAAAAACCACUCACUGUUAAACAGUUUGCCGAAUUGGCCAACACUGAACGUUAUCAACCACCGAAACAUUUCGAUUUUGAAGAUCUUGAAAGAAAAUAUUGGAAAAAUAUAACGUAUGUGGCCCCAAUUUACGGUGCAGAUGUUAGCGGUAGCAUUACGGACCCAGAAAUGAAUAGCUGGAAUAUUAAUCGUUUGGGCACAAUCUUAGAUUUUGUGAACGAAGACUAUGGCAUACAAAUCGAUGGUGUGAAUACGGCAUACCUGUAUUUUGGAAUGUGGAAAACAACGUUUGCAUGGCACACUGAAGAUAUGGACUUAUAUUCUAUUAACUAUUUACAUUUUGGUGCGCCGAAAACAUGGUACGUUGUGCCGCCUGAGUAUGGACGAAAACUAGAAAAAGUCGCCAAUAGUUAUUUUCCCGCAAGUUAUCAAAACUGUAAUGCGUACUUGCGACAUAAAAUGACUUUAAUAAGUCCGCAGAUCCUCAAGCAGCAUGAAGUUCCAGUUAGUAAGAUAACACAAGAAGCCGGUGAAAUAAUGAUUACUUUCCCAUUUGGCUAUCAUGCUGGUUUCAAUCAUGGGUUCAAUUGUGCAGAAUCUACUAAUUUCGCAAUGGAACGUUGGAUUGAAUAUGGAAAACGUGCUGUUCAGUGUACCUGCAGCAAUGAUAUGGUUAAAAUAUCAAUGGAUACAUUUGUAAAGCGCUUUCAACCCGAUCGCUAUCAAGCAUGGCUUGAAGGUACAGAUGUUGGUCAGCAUCCUGAAGAUCCACCAAAUGCAUUAACUGUAGCACCACCUCCAACGCAAUUAGAUGUUCUAUGCAAUAAGAAAAAUGGGGAUGUUCCUGUACAAUUAUUCCAAAGAAUGAAGAAACAUUGCAAUCCAACAAAAAAAAAAUCAUUUAAGGAACGAAAUCCUGAUCUUGAUCUCGAUGAAAUUCAAUCAAAUCCAAACAUACCAGAUGAUGUUAAGGCUGUUUUAAAGGAAAGCGUUUUAACAUUGGACAUGGACGAGGACGAGGAAGUACCUGCAAUAUUAGAGCCAGCGAGUAUAAGUAGUCAAAGUCCAGCUAUAUUGAAAACUAAAAAGGAAUUACUAGAUUAUAUUGACGAUGGAUCUGAGUUUGACGACGACGAGGAUGCAUUUAGAAAACGUAAACAAAAAAGAAAGUCAGACGCUGAAUACGACGACGAUUGGUAUGAAAGUAAACGCCGUUCAAAUUCUCGCGGUAAGGGACGAAGUCCAAAAGGCAAAGAAUAUCCAGCUGAAAGUACAGUAAAAAUUAAAAAAGAACGUCCUUCUACAGAGAAAAUAGAAAAACCUCCUAAACAAAAAACACCUCGAAAGACGCCCACUAGAAAAAAGAAGGAGAACAAUGAUUCUUCAUCUAGCUCCGUACCAUCAUCUCCAGCAACUACCCCUAAACCAGCCGAUACUGAGGUUCUACGCAAAUUAAACGAACAUUUGAUGAAAAAUCUUAGUCCUACAUUUCAAUUCACAAAUCAUCCCAUUAAAUUUGAGGGAAAAAUCCCAAUAGUAAAGAAAACCCCAUCAUCCGAAAAUCUUGAUCAGUCAAACGAUUGUUUAAUUCAGCAACAAUUAAAAGUAGAACCUUUUUCGGCAAUGUCAUCGCCUACAUCUACGGUUUGUGUGAAUUUAAAUAAAACAUCUCCUCCAAACUCAGUAAGGACCUCAGCAUCUGCUGCAGCGUCAGCAGCUGCUUAUACGAAUAACUCUAGUCAGCUCAAUACCUUGAACACAACCAUUGUGUACAAAGCCAUCGGAGGUGGAACAACAACAUUAUCACCAAUCCCCGUAACCAUGAAAACUACUUCUUCGAAUAAUAUAAUAACAACUACGGAUGGUACAGCUCUGUGUAUCAAAAACGAAGUCAUUGAUAGCGAAGGUAGUGUGGACGCAGAAUCAGAAAUAAUAAAUUCUAGUCAAAGUGGUGGUAAAGGAGCGUCAUCAGAUGUUUACAUGGUCACCACUGAUAAUAAUACAACCUACAUCAUUAAUCAACAUCCACCACAACAAAUCACAACAAUGCCAAUAUUGAAAACGGAAAAUGAAUCUGCUGAUGAUGUAAUCGUUGAGAACAAUUCACCUUCAGUGAAUAGUUCGCAAACUAAUUAUACAACAAAAAUGAUUUACAACCUGAAACAGAAACGAAAGCGAAAAUUGCGCAAUGAACCCGAUGAACAAUCGGAGUACUUAGAGAAAAUGUCUGUCCGCGGAUUGGAUAUUCAAAAGUAUGAGCAUAUUGUUGAUGGAAUUGCAUAUUGUGCAGUGUGUGCCAAAAAAGAGAUUUUUAAAACAUUUAAAAACAAAUACAGUUUUCAAAGGCAUGCUUACCUUUUUCAUGAAGGCGAUAAUCGAAAAAUAUUUGCCUGUCCUGUUUGCAGCAAAGAGUUUUCGCGUCCGGAUAAAAUGAAAAUGCAUAAAAAAGACAAACAUAGUGAAGUUGUUGACAUGGAAGAGCAAAUUAAGGCAGCUGCAGAAGAGGAGAAAGCACCUGUAAUCGUUAAAGCACCUGCUCGACGAAAAAGAGUUACUAAAGCUCAAAAAUUACUUCAACAGCAGCAACAACUACAACAGCAACAGGAUGAAGAAGAAGAAGAGCAGCAGCAACAACAACAGCAACAGAUGUUGAAUGAUAGGUCCACAAUAACAACAAUAAUUGAAACAAAAUCUGAAAGCAAUAAUAACAGCAACCAGAGCUUAAGUAAUUGUACAUCUCAUCAGAUGCAAACAAUUGAUUUGAGUAGCAUGAUUUUACCUAGUCAACUUCAAAUAAGUACGGCCGAACUUCUACAACAUCACCAGCAACAACAACAACAACAGCAGCAGCAACAGUUACAAAACACAACCAUUCUCUAUAAUCAAAUUGAUUUAAAUAACGCGCUGCUGCAAAAUCAACUACAUGCUAAUAAUAUCAUUAUCCAAGGUCCAAUAGGAACAUCAAAUGGUUCUCUCCUUCCAGUUCAAACAAUCCAAACUCAUGACGGCAGUAUAUUUCAUCACCAGCAAUCAUCUCAGCAGCAGCAUAUUCAAAUAAAAAAUGAAUUGCAAACGGUUCCUUUGAGCACCACAUCCACUACCACGCUAUCAUCGUCCUCAACAUCUAAUUCUAGUCACCAUCAGCAACAACAUAGUAAUCAGCAACACCAUCAACAACAUCAAAUGGAUAUGACUUCCUUGACAAAACUCGAGAACGUAUCUUAUCUGCCAUCUUCAAACGAAAAUCAUGUUAUUGGAACUGUUCAAAGUUAUCAGAUAAUUACACCUGACGGAUUGCAUGCUUACCAGCCAAAAUUAUUAAAUGCAAAUGAAAUCGAACUAUGUCCAUUUACCUCUGCAACAGGAGCUAAUUACACUUUCACUUCAUCGAGUCAAAGUAAUAACAACAACAUUAGCAACAACAAUACAGACCAUUCUCAAUUUAUGGACAUUAAAAAUGAAUUGCUUAUCAAGAGCGAUCAGUUCAUGGAUACAUCUGGAAUGUAUCAUUUGCCAUUUUCACCAAGCUCAAUGAUAAAUGCUGUUAGUGAAGUGAAUAACUCAUCUUUAUUGGAAACCAAAGAAAUUAGAAGGCCCAAGAAACGCAAACCAUCCACCGCUGCCAAACAUUAGCUCUAAACAUCAAGAACUACACUUAAAAUUUGUCAGUAAAUUCACAGAUUUUUUAAAAUCUUAUGGAUCAAACAAUAGAACCAAUGUCGAAAGCUUGAAUAUAAAAUCCUCUGAGGUCACUCAAAAUUGCUUGAACAAUGUGAACAAAUCUGGAGCAAAAGAACUAUCGAGAACGAGUAUUUUAAGAUUAUUUCGUAUACCAAAAGUAUCAAAGGAAGCAGGUGAACAAAAAAAUUUAAGGACAACAACAACGGCUCCCAAAAUAAUUGAAAAGAUUCCAUCUCCUAUUGUAACGUCUGUUCAACAAAAAAAAACGUCAUCAUACCAAAAAGUGUUAUCACCGUCAAUUAAAGAGCUUACAAUUUGUUCUUCAAAUGCGACCGAUAUCAAAUGUAACGACAGCGAUAACAAAU